Molecule: messenger RNA, 891 nt
Organism: Aegilops tauschii subsp. strangulata
Lineage: Eukaryota; Viridiplantae; Streptophyta; Magnoliopsida; Poales; Poaceae
Source: RefSeq, a predicted model, not a curated record
AUGAACCUGGACCUCAAGCAAGUACUCAACCUGCACGAGAAGAAGUUGAUAUGGAACUCCAAGAAGAAGUUGACGUGGAAAUCCAAGAAGAAGUUGACAUGGAACUCCAAGAAGAAGAAAAAGCAGUGCAUGGUCAAGCAACAGGUCGACUCUCACAGGUCACUUGCUCGCCAAUUGGGUGUCAGUCAUACUACACUCUACAAGAAACUCAAGCUUCGCAAGAUUAGAAGGCACUCCAAUCGUUUGAAGCCAUCCUUGAAAGAAAAGAAUAAAAGAGAAAGGAUCAAGUUUUGUUUGUCAAUGCUUGACGAGACCACCUUAGCAGCUCCAAGACCUAAAUUCAUCAGUAUGCACAACAUUGUGCAUAUUGACGAAAAGUGGUUCUAUAUGACAAAAAUGAACAGAUGCUACUACCUCCUCCCCGAGGAAGAUGACCCGGUCAGAACUGUUCAGAACAAAAACUGUAUUGGGGAAGUGAUGUUUCUGACCGCUGUUGCUCGACCUAGAUAUGACGCUGAAGGCAAUAUGACAUUCUCAGGUAAAAUUGGUGUCUGGCCCUUUGUGCAAGAGAUUCCUGCUGCUAGAAGAAGUGAGUAUAGAGCAAGAGGGACCAUUGAAAUCAAGUCCGUCAACGUGAACCGACGAGUAAUGAGGAGGUAUAUGAUAGAAAAAGUGGUUCCUGGAAUAAAGGAAGUCUGGCCCGCAGAUGAUACUAAUCCAAUAUUGAUCCAGCACGAUAAUGCAAGAACGCACAUUCUUCCCAGUGAUGCAGAGUUUGCAGAAGUUGUGGCUACAACUGGUCUGGACAUUAAAAUAAUAAACCAGCCUCCAAAUUCUCCUGAUCUAAACACACACUUGAUCUUGGAUAUUUCAGAUCCCUUGAGUCUUUGA